UAAGUCAGAGAGGUGUGCCUUCAAUAAGCAAUAUCAACAGAACCCACACAGCUGCACCUCUUCCCCACCUCUUUAGACAAAUAUUUAAUAGAAAUCACAUCACUGUUCAAAUAUUACCAUUAAAGAUAUGUGGGGAGGCGCACCUUAAUAUACGGGACGAUUGCAGAGUUUGAGCCAAACCAGUUUCCUGCUGGCUGGAUUGUCACAAUCAUCACAUCGCAUCCUGAAGAUGGCCUCUCUGCGUGUGUUUGUUUGUCUGCUGGGACUGGUUGUCCUGUGUCACUCUGACAGCUCCUGCUUCUUCAAGGAGUUGGAGGUCAAAGAUAAAGCAAAUCCCCCAAAAGGAUGUGAGGAUAAGGAUGGAAAGCUGCAUGAUUUUGACACGGCGUGGGAAAGAGACUGCAAUGAGUGCUACUGUUCAAGAACUGGACUGAGCUGCUGUAAUAUGAUCUCUUAUGCAGGACUCGUUCCUGAUGAGUGUGAGCUGGUUGUGGAUAGGACAACCUGCUCUGCCAAGAUGGUGCAGAAAUCAGACAAAACUAAAGAGUGUAACCCUCUCUGAACACACUACAAGUUAAACUCAACACAUGAAAGGCGAUUGAAACCCAAACUGAAAACAGAUCUUUUUUCAUUUUUCACAUUUUAUCUACUACUUCAUGUUGUGUGCACACAUUAAAUCACCAAAAAAAAAAACCAACCACCUCAUUAACCUUACUUUUCUUUCAGUGUUAAUAAACUUAAAACCUGUUGCAA
Messenger RNA from Acanthochromis polyacanthus (spiny chromis), 753 nucleotides. It is a transcript of the gene msmb, whose product is annotated as beta-microseminoprotein. The record is from RefSeq and is a predicted model, not a curated record. NCBI's taxonomy places the organism in Eukaryota, Metazoa, Chordata, Actinopteri, Pomacentridae. The coding region runs from base 230 to 562 and encodes 110 amino acids. The transcript is spliced from 4 exons.